Messenger RNA from Sphaerulina musiva SO2202, 435 nucleotides. RefSeq lists its product as uncharacterized. The coding region runs from base 1 to 435 and encodes 144 amino acids. Lineage: Eukaryota; Fungi; Ascomycota; Dothideomycetes; Mycosphaerellales; Mycosphaerellaceae. The record is from RefSeq and is a predicted model, not a curated record. The transcript is spliced from 2 exons.
AUGUCUCUCACACGCUUCACAAGACUGUCCACUCGCAUCUCGUCCAGGCAAUUCUCCGUCUACACCACCAAAUUGGCCGACAAGUCCAAACUCGACGCCAAGAACCCCAACAGCAUCGGCCGAGAGUUCGAAUCCGACGGCAAGAUCGGCGGCAAAGCCCAAGCAGUCGGGGGAGCUUUUGCAGCAGAUGGUAAAGUCGGAAAGGAAUUCACCAAAGACGGGGCCAUUGGCGGUAAAGCACAAGAGAUGGCAGAGUCAAAGAGUGUAUUCGACAAGGAUGGAGCUAUUGGCAAGGAGUUCCAGGCUGAUGGGAAGAUUGGAGGCGCUGCAGAGAGUGUGGGCGGAGUGUUCAGUAAAGAUGGCGCCGUGGGAAAACAGGUGAGUGAGAAAGCGAAGAAUACGGCUUCAGCGGUGGGGACUGUUAUCACCGGAUAA